Molecule: messenger RNA, 2247 nt
Organism: Cylindrotheca closterium
Lineage: Eukaryota; Bacillariophyta; Bacillariophyceae; Bacillariales; Bacillariaceae
Source: the annotation of a GenBank genome assembly
AUGACUGACCUCAUGACUCCUGCCACCGUGCUCAUCAUCGUUGCCGGUGUCGUCGCGCUUGUUUGGGCUUUGUCCCAAUUCAUGAUCAUCUCUGCCAUUCCCAUCAAAUCUGGGGGUGCCGGUGGAGAAGAAAGCGCCCUACUUGCAACUGGUGACGAAGAAGGAACCACUGCCCGCCUGAAUGAGAUUUAUGAGGCUAUUUACGAGGGAGCCGAGAGUUUCCUCCGCGCCGAAUACCGAGUCUGCUUCUGGUUUGUUGUUUGGUUCGCUCUCCUUAUCUUUAUUCUAGUCAGCUGGGGAACUGGAUGGGAAUUGGUUCGCGGUGCUCUCACCGCCAUUAGUUUCCUUUUGGGUGCAUUCACUUCCAUGGCCAGUGGAUACUUGGGUAUGAAGGUUGCCGUCUACUCCAAUGUUCGUACCACCAUUGCUGCCCAGAAGCAAGGAUGGACCGACUGCUUCAACACUGCUUUCCGUGCCGGUGCCGUCAUGGGUUUCGCUCUUUGCGGAAUGGGAAUGUUGAUGCUUUACAUCACCAUGCUUGUCUUCCGUGCACAAUACCCUGACCCCAUGGACUGGAUCCUUCUCACUGAGUCCCUCACAGGAUACGGUCUUGGUGGAUCCGUCAUUGCCAUGUUCGGUCGUGUCGGUGGAGGUAUCUACACCAAGGCUGCCGAUGUCGGUGCUGAUUUGGUCGGAAAGGUUGUUCACGGAAUCCCUGAGGAUGAUCCACGUAACCCUGCCACUAUUGCUGAUAAUGUCGGUGACAAUGUCGGUGAUGUUGCUGGUAUGGGGUCUGAUUUGUUUGGAUCUUUUGCUGAAUCUACCUGUGCCGCUCUUGUCAUUGGAUCCAGUAUCGGAGCUGGUGGUGACUGGGACGCCAUGGUUUUCCCUAUCAUCGUUUCCGCUGUUGGUAUCUUUGUGUGCUUGAUUUGCUCUUUCAUCGCCACCCACAUCAAGCCUGUCAAGUCCGAGGCAGACGUCGAAAGCGCCUUGAAGGUUCAACUCAUCAGUACCACUAUUCUCAUGAUCCCAGCUGUCUAUUAUGCUGCUAUCUCCUUCCUUCCAUCCACCUUCGAACUUGUAUCUACUGUCGGAAGUAACAAGCUCACUUUGACCCCCAUGCAAGCCACCAUCUGCGUCAUCAUGGGAGCGGUUGGUGGAUUGACUAUUGGUUUGGUCACCGAGUACUACACUUCUCAUUCCUACCAACCAGUCCGUGAGGUCGCCCACUCUUGUAAGACUGGAGCCGCCACCAACAUGAUCUACGGAAUUGCCCUUGGAUUCAAGUCUGCCAUCAUCCCCGUCAUUGUUCUUGCUCUUGUCAUCUACUUUUCCUUUGACUUGUGUGACAUGUACGGAGUUGCCCUUGCUGCCAUUGGAUUCCUCUCUAACUUGGCUACUGGUUUGACCAUUGAUGUUUACGGACCAGUUUGCGAUAACGCUGGAGGCAUUGCCGAGAUGGCCGAGCUUCACCCUGGUGUCCGUGAGAAGACUGAUGCUUUGGAUGCUGCUGGAAACACCACCGCUGCUAUUGGAAAGGGAUUCGCUAUCGGUUCCGCUGCUCUUGUUUCCCUUGCUCUCUUUGGCGCCUUUGUUACCCGCAUCAGCCAUGCUUCUGAAGGCAAGUGGUUCGGAAACGGUGUCAACAUGCUUGAGCCUUUGACUUUUGCCUUUUUGAUCAUCGGUGGAAUGAUCCCAUUCGCUUUCGCUGCCAUGACCAUGAAGUCUGUUGGUUUGGCCGCCAUGGAGAUGGUUAUGGAAGUCCAACGUCAAUUCGACGAGAAGCCACACCUUCUUGAUGAGAACCCAACUGAGCGCCCCGACUACGAUGCCUGCAUUGCUAUCUCUACUAAGGCUUCUUUGAAGGAGAUGGUUGCCCCAGGUGCCAUGGUCAUCUUCACUCCACUUUUGACUGGUAUCUUCUUUGGUGUUGGUGCCGUCUCUGGUCUUUUGGUCGGUUCUUUGAUCGCCUCUGUCCAACUCGCCAUCUCCAUGUCUAACUCUGGAGGUGCUUGGGAUAACGCCAAGAAGUACAUUGAGAAGCAACCUGCUGACUCUGAGCUCAAGGGCAAGGGAUCUGACAUUCACAAGGCCGCCGUUGUUGGUGACACCGUCGGAGAUCCUUUCAAGGAUACCUCCGGACCUGCUCUGAACAUUGUUAUGAAGCUUAUGGCAGUGUUGUCUUUGGUCUUCGCAGACACAUUUUAUGCCACCAACGCUGGCCACGGUAUCUUGAACCUUCAUUAA